CCCGUGCUAGGGUAGCAAUCAACUACGACGAGCUCACAGGCUCCACAGAUAAAACUGCCGAUAAGGCUUCUAUUCUACACCAUUCUCUGCUCUCCCCCAACAAAACAAUCAGUUCAUUUUUAACGGGAGUUUUUCGGCUGGUAACUAUGGCCGCCAUGAGUUUGAGUUUCAAUCUAGUGAGCGCGUUCAAAGGCCUUUCCGUUGGUUCCAGCUCCUCGUCGUCCUUCCUCGGAAGCGACUUCGGUUCGAUUCACAUCAGCCAAAACGUCACCGUUUCGUUCCCGAUCAAGCCGCGGCUGACGAUUUUGGCGGCGCACAAGAAAGGAGCUGGUAGCACUAAGAACGGCCGUGACUCUCAGGGGCAGCGGCUUGGGGUCAAGAUCUUCGGCGACCAAGCCGCGAAGGCCGGCUCCAUUAUCGUCCGCCAACGUGGCACCAAGUUUCAUCCAGGGAAAAAUGUAGGGCUCGGCAGGGAUUACACUAUUUUCUCCUUGAUAGACGGGCUCGUCAAGUUCGAAAAGUUUGGACCUGAUAAGAAAAAGGUAAGUGUUUAUCCACGAGAAGUGCAACCUGAAAAUCCCAACAGCUAUAGAGCACGCAAAAGGGAGUCCUUCAGGCUGCAACGUGAAAGAAGAAGGGCAAGAAGAGAAGGCAUCGAAUAUGAACCACAAUUGGUGCUUGCUUCAGCAUCUGAAGCCUAUGAGGAUAGCCUUGCUUGCUAGCCACGCUAUAUAAAAGGGGCGUUUUAUUGCUUUCGACUGUUGUAAUCGUGAUUUAUUACUGCCUUGACUUGACCAGUUCAUAUUUUGUUUUUUCUUUUUUCUUUUUGGUGUAUGUUGAUCUUUUCUCAGUUGAAGUUUCACUCAAUGUUGGUCCUCCUCAAAUCUAGAAUGCCUAUUGCCCAAGCAGUUAACCAAAAAUGGCUUUGUUUACCUGUUAUUAGGAUUCUCACUGAGUUAUGAACUUAUGAUGCUUGACAACAUUAUUGAAUGGCAAUUUGUCUAUUGAAAUUAAAAUUCUCAUGAAAUGAAAUUUAUCAAAUGGG
This is a messenger RNA of Striga asiatica, 1045 nucleotides long. Lineage: Eukaryota; Viridiplantae; Streptophyta; Magnoliopsida; Lamiales; Orobanchaceae. The record is from the annotation of a GenBank genome assembly.